Psilocybe cubensis is the source of this 1149-nucleotide messenger RNA. RefSeq lists its product as uncharacterized. The transcript is spliced from 4 exons. NCBI's taxonomy places the organism in Eukaryota, Fungi, Basidiomycota, Agaricomycetes, Agaricales, Agrocybaceae. The record is from RefSeq and is a predicted model, not a curated record. Bases 1 to 1149 code for a protein of 382 amino acids.
AUGUCAGCACCUCUGCCUGGCAAUCGUGUUACGCAUUUGCACAUUCAGAAAGUUGUCAAAUCCUUGACUCUUCUCUCAUCGUCGCUUCCGGACAAUAUACCAGUGGCUACACGGCACGAUAAAAUCUAUACUGCAAUACCUACUGCUCCUAUCGAAAGUCAGGGUUCAGCCAUCUUUGAGACAUUUAAUCGUGUCACGGACAUUCUAUUUAAAGAAGAUGCAGACUGUCGAGAUGAGCACGGUCGCUUUCAUUAUAUCCGUCGUGGAAAGCUUGGAAUGGAAAAUCUCUGUGUGUAUAUAGGCAAAAUAAACUGGGAAGUCUCCGACAUUCCCCUUGACCUUGUUGGGAUGAAGCUGGAACGGAUACUUGAUGAGCUCAAAUAUCUUACAAAACUUCCUCCUAAGAAAACAGGAGUCUAUAACAAUGCAAAGACAAAGCCGGUACCAAAAACCAAAAAGAAGGCAAAAAAAAUGAGUGGAAUAACUCAGGAUCUAAUCAAUGGUGCUGUACGUGACCUUCGGAGCCUUCCUAGCAAAGGUAAUGUCACAUUAAACUCACGUCUAGCCCUGAAUAAAAGAUCUAAAUACCUUGUAUUAGAUGGAGAGUGUACCGACAUCAAUUCUGAGGAUGACGCUACAUUUAAACCACGCCGAAAUAUGGAGCGUGAGUCAUCCGAAGAUUCAAUUUUGUCAUAUACCCUCGAUAAGGACGGGCUUGAAGUUGAUGAUAGCAAGAAUGACCCAAAAAAGCGCCAGCGAGUAGUAUCUGAUACAGAAAGUGAAGGAGAACAGGUUAACAAGGGCCCGUCGUACAAAAAAGCAAAGAAAUCAGCAAGCGCAGCCAAAUCUGCAAAGAUUAAGGUCAUUGAUGUUGACGACGUACCUGAGGCAUUAGAAACAGAAGUCAAAUACAACAAAAAGGGCCCUGCAAACUAUAGUCGAGCCCAUUUUAGAAAUCCGGUACCCGUUGUAGUACAAGGAGUUCAUCGAUGGGAGUUUUCGUGUAGGCACUGCAAAAAGUCAGUAACAGUUCCACGGACUGUGGACAAAGAAAAGAGUUUCGACGAUGAGCAUCCAAAGCCAGCACUCGGAAAUUUAGCAACUCACCUUAAAAAACAUUCUAACCUUGACCUAACUGUACCCACAUAA